Molecule: messenger RNA, 1602 nt
Organism: Didymosphaeria variabile
Lineage: Eukaryota; Fungi; Ascomycota; Dothideomycetes; Pleosporales; Didymosphaeriaceae
Exons: 2
Coding region: 1-1602 (533 amino acids)
Molecular function (GO): catalytic activity
Source: RefSeq, a predicted model, not a curated record
AUGUCUGUGUUUUCUCUCGAUGCCGCCAAAGGAAACCCGGUCACCUCCAAGACUGUGGACAAAUUAUGCUCUCAACUCGGAGUUAGUAUCGAUGAUUCGGAGAAGGAUGCUUACACUCGCCUGCUGGCUGUUUUCCACGAUGCUAGCGAGCAACUGAUGGCAAUGGACGAUUACGUCCCACCGGUUGACCAAGAACGCUAUCCCAGGGAGGAUGUUCAUUUCCCCGAGAAAGCUGAGAACUCACACGGCGCCUGGGCAUGGAAGUGCCGAAUAGUAGACAAGCAAACCAAGGGCGGGAAACUUCAGGGCAAGACUUUCGCUAUCAAAGACAAUGUUGCGGUCAAAGACGUUCCCAUGUUACUCGGUACCAACUUCAUCAAAGGAUACGUGCCAGAUUGCGAUGCAACGGUCGUCACACGAAUCCUCGAAGCUGGAGGCGAGAUCUCGGGCAAGGCUGUGUGCGAGAACAUGUGCCACUCAGCCACGAGCCACUCAUCCGGUACUGGUGUGGUUGAGAACCCUUUUGCCAAAGGCUACAGCUCUGGUGGUAGCUCAAGUGGUUCAGGCGUCCUCGUAGCCCUCGGUGAGGUCUGGGGUGCGAUCGGUGCAGAUCAAGGUGGCAGUAUACGCGUCCCCGCUGCCAAUUCUGGAGUCGUGGGAAUGAAGGCCACCUUUGGGCUUGUGCCGUAUACGGGUAGCGGAAGCAAUGAGCCCACCAACGAUCAUUUGGGUCCUAUGACCCGGACGGUAUUAGACAACGCCAUCUUUCUUGAAGCUAUUGUAGGUAGCGACAACAUCGAUGAUCGCUCUUUUGCCGCGCCUCAUCCGUCUAAGGUUCCUACAUACAGCACAGUGCAGGCAAUUCCUGACGACAAGCCACUUUCAGGUAAGAAAUUUGCGAUCAUCACCGAAUCUCUGUCAACUCCGGCGACGGAUCCUCGCGUCAUCGAAACUUUCAGAGCCGCAGUCUCGAAAUUUGAAGAGCUUGGCGCUACUGUAACGGAAGUAUCAAUACCAAUCCAUUCGAAGGGAGCAGCGAUAUGGACCGGCAUAAGUAAAGUAGGAGGUUUCCUCGCGAAGACUUCUGGCUCAUUCGGCAGAAGAGGCCACCAAAUGCUCAGCCUCAACACCCUUAUCCAUCCCAUGGCGCAGGAAAAUUGGGACGAGGCCUACGUCUCGACUAAGAACGUUUACUUGAACGGCCUGUACGCGGUACAGAACUUCCCGUUACUGCUCGCCAAGGCCACGAAUCUAUCUCGUCAGCUGCGAGACGCAUACGAUACAGCGCUCAAUGAAUACGAUCUCCUUCUUACACCAACAUUGCCUUAUGUCGCCACCAGUCAUGCAGCGCCUGAUGCUGCACCGCUUGAGCAGAUCAAGAAGCAAGUCGGAUUGACAUCCAACACAGCACCAUUCAACCAAAGCGGUCACCCUGUAUUAGCUAUGCCCAUUGGCAUGUUACCAGUAUUGGAAGGGCCGGGCGUGCAGGACAAAGUCAAGCUACCAGUCAGUAUGCAGAUCAUAGGCAAAUGGUGGGAGGAGAUGUCAGUUUACGAGGCAGCUUUUGCAUGGGAGAGGGCGAAUGAUUGGAAAAAGAUGUGA